AUGGACAGUUGCAGGACCACUUCAGAAACGGUCUAUGCUGAGAUCAUCGUCAAUGUGGGCAAGGUGACUUUUGGAGAGGAAAACAGGGAGAAGAUGAACAAUGGCUCUUUGAAGAGAACUCAGAACUCAGAACUCAUCCAGGCUACCUGUGCACUGCUAAAUUCUGGAGGGGGUGUGAUCAAGGCAGAGAUUGAUGACCAAACCUACAGUUACACAUGCCAUGGGCUGGGGCAGGAUUUGGAAACUUCAUUCCAAAAACUUCUUCCUUCAGGUUCACAGAAACACCUGGACUAUGUGCAGCGGGGGCGUGACUUCCUGAUUUUUGUUAAGUCAUGGAGUCCAGAUGUUUUCAACCUCCCACUCAGAAUUUGCAGCUUGCGUUCCAAUUUAUAUCAGAGAGAUGUCACCUCUGCUAUCAACCUGAGUGCCAGCAGUGCCUUGGAGCUUUUGAGAGAGAAGGCACAUAGAGCCCAAAGAGGUAGACCAAAGUUGCAUCCUCAGAACAUUCUCAAAAAAUAUGUUCAGGGAGAUGAAGAUAUUAAGAUGUGCGCCUUGAAAUUUUUUAAAAAGGAUAAACUCACAUAUAAGGAGAAGCUCAACUUUACAGAAUCAACACAUGUCGAGUUUAAAAGGUUCACUACCAAAAAGGUCAUGCCUCGGAUUAAAGAGACACUACCUCGUUACGUUUCUGCUUUUGCCAACACUCAAGGGGGAUACCUAAUUAUCGGGGUUGAUGGUAAGAGCAAAGAAGUGUUUGGCUGUAAGAGAGAAAAAAUAAACCCCGAAUUAUUAAAAAAGGAAAUAGAAAGCUGUAUAGAAAAGUUGCCUACAUUUCACUUCUGUUGCGAGAAGCCCAAGGUGAAUUUCACUACCAAGAUCUUGAACGUGUAUAAAGAAGAUACCCUGUAUGGCUAUGUCUGCAUGGUUCAAGUAGAGCCCUUCUGUUGUGCAGUGUUUGCAGAGGCCCCGGAUUCCUGGAUCAUGAGGGACAAAUCUGUCAGCAGGCUGACUGCUGAGCAGUGGGUAGUCAUGAUGCUGGACAUUCAGUCAGCUCCUUCUAGUCUGGCCCCAAACGACAGUGCUCAACUGCUUUCAUCGGCUUUAUCUUCACCAGGAAGUCCAGGACACUCCAUGAAAGUCAUGGAAUUUAAAGGGGCUCUGCAAAAACGUUUAUUUCCAGUGACACAGGAAGAAAUAUAUUUUAAGCCAGAAUCCCUCUGUAAGAAGCUGUUCUCAGAUCAUAAGGAACUGAAAGAAUUGAUGAAGGAACAGAUACAGCCUUGUUCUCAGGGGACUGUGAUAUUUUCUAGAAGCUGGGCUGGUGAUAUUGGUUCUAGGAAAGAGCAGAAGGUUCUGUGUGAUGCUCUCCUGAUAGCAGUUCACAGCCCCCUGGUACUCUACACAAUCGUAACGGAUCCCAGUUGGACUGGAGGACUUGGAUAUGCCCGAGACACUGCUUUUCAACUAAAGCAGAAACUGCCAAGUGUUGGUGGCUACACAGGGAAGGUGUGCGUCGUUCCGAGGCUGCUGCACCUGACAGGCACACAGCACAGACCUGCGGAAAAUCUCAUGCUCUAUCCUCAGUCCUACAGCCUUGCCAGUGCAGAUGCAAUGGAGGACUUGGUACAGGCCCUCAUGGUCGUCUCCCUGUGCUUGCAGUCUCUUCUGAGUGACCAGCUGGGUUGUGAGUUUUUCAACCUGCUUGUGGCAGAGCAGUGUGAACUGCUGUCCAAGAACCUUCAGGAAACCCGGGAAUUGUUCAUCCACUGCUUGCCAGGAACCAGGAGGACAGCGCUAGCCAUAAGGAUCAUAGAGAAAAUUAAGGACAUGUUUCAUUGCCAGCCGGAAGAGAUUCUCUAUGUCUGUGAAAGUGACUCCUUGCAGGAUUUUGUGAGGCAACUGACCACUUGCCACGCUGUGACUCUGGAAACUUUCAUGCGAGAGGAAUUUCCAAAAAUUCAGCACAUAGUGAUGGACGAGACUGAGAAUUUCUGCAGUGAAUAUGGGGGCUGGUACAAGAAAGCUAAGAACAUCACCCACCCUAAGGUGAAGGAGGCUGGAAGUGAAAACCUUCAUCGCGGGAUCCUCUGGCUUUUCCUGGACCCUUUCCAGGUCCAUCAUGCAGAUGCCAGUGGCCUCCCUCCUCCUUUGGCUCAGUUUCCUAGGAAAAUGGUCAAGGGGGUCCACUGUGCUCUGGAAAUAGCAAAGAUCAUGAAAGAAGAAAUGAAGAGGGUCAGAGAAAACCCUCCUUCCAACAUGUCUCCAGAUGCAUUAGCGCUGCUCCAGGAGGUUGCCUGUGAGGAAGCAGUGUGUGUCCAGGCUCUGCCUGGGGUAUACGAGACCAAGAGUAACCUGACCAUAGAACAAAUAGCAAAUUAUGUGGCAGAAAGAUGUCAUGGUCUCUUCCAGUGUGGCUAUAUGCCCAAAGAUGUGGCAAUUUUGUGCAGGAGAGGGGAGGACCAAGGACGUUAUAAACUUGCACUGGUAAGAGCAAUGGAAUUAAUUAAGACCCAUGGAGCAAAGGAGGUUGUGUUCAGCCAGGCUGCUGGUGUUCAGGGUGAUGACAUUGUUUUAGACAGUAUUCAGCAGUUUUCAGGCCUGUGGAGGAAUAUUGUGUUUGGGCUCAGUCCAGAAAGUACCCAAUCAGAGGAGUUUCAUAAGCUCUGGUUUGCCUCAAGAGCCGUUACGCACCUUUACCUACUUUAUGAAAAGAGGGCGCCUUCUGAAAGUCAUUAUGAAUAACACAGAAAGGCAGGAAGAGCAGAAUGCCUCCUCCCUGACAGAUGAUCUUCUUACCUGCCACAAGGAGAGAAUGAAAGCCUAACAGGAUGGCCCAGAGCUGCAGAAAUGUCUCCUUGGGCAGAUCCUUUGCUUCUAAUUCACUUCUCCUCCCUGUAUAAUUAUAGCAAACUCAUAAUUGGUCCCCUGCUUCCUAGCCCAAUCCAGUUUUCAUAUUGUCAUUCGAAAAGCUUGUCCUCGAGUGGAAAAUUGAUUGCAUGUAAUUCUUUGCACACAUACAUCCAGUGCCCCAAACACUCGAACCAAACCAGCUUCCAGGCUUUCUGUGAUUGUGCUCUGAUGUACUUAGAAGACCACAUCUUUGGUGAUAACCUCCAUCUUCAAGUGUUUCUAAUGUACCCAGCCUCACUGGCCUAUUUUGUAGGUGGUGGCAGGGUACUCUUCAGUCCAAUUCAAUAUCAAGAGCAGCUCCUUGGCUGGCAUAUUAUACUACCUACAGCUCUUAAAUUUUAUAGGUCAAGAACUUUAUUUCUUCUUUACAACUCUAGAUCAGUCUCUCAGGGAUGGUUUUUUGCUAACCAAACUCAAAAGCCCACCACAUAGGUGAAAAGAUCAUUCUAUAACUUUGCAGUGAAGAUUGUGGUACAAAAUGGUGACAGGAUUUUGCUAAUCUGUGCAUUCAACCAUGCAGGAAUCCCAGUUACACAACCAGAGCUUCUCAGUAAAGGAAGCUUAUCAUCUCAUUCCAUUGUAAGAAGUCUUUGGGGUAUAUGAGUAGUAUCUAUCAGUCAUCACAGACCC
Octodon degus (degu) is the source of this 3540-nucleotide messenger RNA. RefSeq names its product schlafen family member 14 (gene Slfn14). NCBI's taxonomy places the organism in Eukaryota, Metazoa, Chordata, Mammalia, Rodentia, Octodontidae. Bases 1 to 2742 code for a protein of 913 amino acids. Gene Ontology annotation, molecular function: RNA endonuclease activity; ribosome binding. Gene Ontology annotation, biological process: mRNA catabolic process; rRNA catabolic process. The transcript has 4 exons. The record is from RefSeq and is a predicted model, not a curated record.